AUGAACACAGAGGCACACCUCCGACACAUCAUGCUGACCCACGAGCUCAAGAGAAACAAGUCACAGGUUAAAUGCGCACUGGGUUUGCUACUCUUCGCCGGCUUCCUCGCUAUCGUCAUUGGAUGCUCGGUGCUCUUUUUAACUCUUCGUUCUGACAGCACUAGCAGCUCCCUUGGUCUUCGUUCCGUAGGCAUCCUUUUCUUGGCUGCAGGUUUUUUUGGACUCCUCACCGGCUCCAUGGUCCGUUUUUCUGCUAACAAGACUACGCCAGCCGUCCCUACAAGAAUAUCCCGCUCGAGUGCAAAUAGAAACCACCGAAUUCCUGCAAGUCGUUCUUUUCACCGUGAAGACUCCAUCUACGUAGAAAUCAACGGAGCCGUCUCCCUUCUUCCGAACCGCUUCCCAAUGUACCCACAAGAGUUCUUCGACAUCGCUCGACGAGUGAAAGACGAACAAACGAGUUUCGUGGCGAAACUUCCAUCUUACGACACUGUGCUCCGCGAUUCGAGUGGAUCAAAGUUCGAGAUCAUCCCCUGUGAGGCGCCCCCACCAUAUGAACCAUGA
This is a messenger RNA of Oikopleura dioica, 564 nucleotides long. Lineage: Eukaryota; Metazoa; Chordata; Appendicularia; Copelata; Oikopleuridae. The record is from the annotation of a GenBank genome assembly.